This is a messenger RNA of Oppiella nova, 1356 nucleotides long. NCBI's taxonomy places the organism in Eukaryota, Metazoa, Arthropoda, Arachnida, Sarcoptiformes, Oppiidae. The record is from the annotation of a GenBank genome assembly.
GCUAUUAUAAAGUAUAAUUUUGUGAUAUAAUUAUUUUCAAAUAUGUUUCUUACGAGUAAAUCAAACUUUAUAUUACUGUUAAUCAUGUAUUUAAUUGUUCGGUGUGUUUGCGAUGAGAGUAAUAGUGUUGUCGUGAAUACGAGUUCGGGUGGAGUGAGGGGACAGACACUGAAUGUUGUGAAUCACAAAAUCAAUCAAUUCUUGAAUAUACCUUAUGCUGAGCCCCCGGUGGGCCCACUCAGGUUCAGUCCACCACAACCACUACAGACACCUAAACAAGAUAUCAUUGAUGGCACAAAAUCUGGCAAUUAUUGCAUUCAAUACACAAAAGUGAGUGAAAUAAAGACAAGUGAAGACUGUUUAGCACUCAAUAUAUGGACACCAAAUGUAGACAAUAAUAAUGACACAAAAGAUCAACAGUUAAAACCCGUCAUGUAUUACCUCUACGGGGGAGCACUCAGUAUGGGAUCCAUAUUUAAGGACAUGUAUAGCGGGAGUGUUUUGGCCACCAAUGAUGUGGUCAUUGUUUCCGUUAACUAUAGGGUCGGACAGUUAGGCUUUUUAUAUGGUGGCGAUCAGACAGCUCCCGGUAAUAUUGGAUUUUAUGACAAGUUGUUAGGACUAAAAUGGGUUCGAGAAAAUAUCCAUUUGUUUGGUGGAGAUAAGGAUGAAAUUACUAUAUUUGGUGGCAGUGGUGGCAGUUGGGCGGUAUCGGCACAUGUAUUGUCUCCCCUAUCAAAGGGUCUGUUUAAGAGGGCUGUUAUGCAAAGCGGAUCCGUUUUGUAUAAUAAGGACAGACCGGCGCUCAGUACAGUUGAGGGCCUUAAAAAGGCUAAAGAUUUGGCAAAAGGUCUUAAUUGUGAUGAAUAUGACUACAAAUGGUUGGACUGUUUGCGAGCCAUUGAUGACCCAAACCUUUUCAUUGAGUUUCCCGAAAAUGGAAAUAUGGUUGCAUUCACUCACCCUGUGUUUGGCACUCAAUUUCUACCACAAAAAGCAUUGAACACAGGUCUAUUUAAUUCUGAAAUUGAAUUAAUGGUUGGAGUGACUAAAGAUGAGGGGCCUGUGAUGGCAAUCACAUUGUACCCACAAAUAAGAGCACCGGGACUAACAGUCGAGAUAUUCAAAAAGGUUGUCAAUAAAUUGAGUGAUGAAUACAAUAAUAUAGAUGUGGAGGGAGUGUCCGAUUAUUAUCUCAAAAACAUUGACACAACAAAUGAGUCCCAAUUGACGGUAGCGUUCAGUGCUCUGUACGGGGAUCUGGUGCUCACGUUCUGGUACGAAUUAUCACCAUAUCGGUUCCAGGUCAUCGGACAAUGUCAUAUAAUACAUCGUUGGAAUCAGUUCGAUGAGUAG